This is a messenger RNA of Cylindrotheca closterium, 2406 nucleotides long. The record is from the annotation of a GenBank genome assembly. Lineage: Eukaryota; Bacillariophyta; Bacillariophyceae; Bacillariales; Bacillariaceae.
AUGAAGGGGCUUUCUCUCUUCAAGAAGAAAUCCUCCAAGAAGAAUCGGAGUAGUGAUAGUGUUGAUGACUCCUCCAGUUCUCAACCACAACAAACGCAGCAAACAAGGCCGUCCGAUAAAAGUAGCAAUGGAAAUAGUAGUCCGCAGGAUAUGAACGUGGACCCAAAAGUGUCCACGAAAAGGGAAGCGGACAUCAACACUCACAGCCGAGCCAAGCGUGGACAGAAUAUCUUCGCUCAGAAGAUUGAUCUUAACGAGCACUUUGAGACUCCCUUUUUCGCCAAAUCCGACACUUCGAUCCAGUUUAUCGAUACAAGUCUGGUGGAUAACUUUAUUUUCGCUUCCCUGUCCUCAAAGGAGCGUAGAUUGCUCAUCGAUGCUAUGAUCAUGGAGACAGUGCCUGCCGGCACAAUCAUUAUCAGGCAAGGCGAUGUUGGGGACUUCUUUUAUGUUGUAGAUGACGGUCAUGUCAGCUUUGCCGUGGACGGGAACCAUGUGGGAGCCUGUGGACGUGGUGGAUCCUUUGGAGAGCUUGCACUGCUUUACAACUGUCCUCGUGCUGCCACCUGUCUUGCCAAUACCACUUGUCGAUUGUGGAAGGUCGACCAACGGACAUUCCGUUACAUGCUUGCAAACAACACUGCAAGCCAGCAGAAAGACAUUCACGAUGUACUCCGCAAAGUUCCUUUCCUUUCUGAGCUCGAUGAAUCCAAUCUAGUUCGUAUCUCCGACGCUCUCACCUCCGUAACCUUCCCAGAAGGUGAACGCAUCAUCAACAAGGGAGAUGUUGGGGAAGUCUUUUAUAUUAUGCGGGAAGGUAAAGUGAAAGUCCACGACAUUGGUUUUGGAGAUAGUACAUACAUUGAUCAAGAAGUUGGCCAAGGAGACUAUUUCGGGGAGCGUGCUUUGCUCACGGGUGAUGCUCGAUCGGCAAACGUUACUGCCAUUACCAACUGUACCACACUUUGUCUAUCGCGUGAAACCUUCGAGAAGGUCCUCGGUCCGCUUCAAGGACUCAUCGAUCACUCCAUGAAGAAGCGAACAUUGGAAGGUGUUCCAGUCUUUGCAAACUCCCAAUUUCAACCAUUCGAAAUGGCUCGUCUUACUGACAUGCUUGUCGAACGUUCCUUCCCUGCUGGAACCGUUCUCGCAGAAGAAGGCAAACCAUUCGAACCCAACCUGUACAUUAUUCGAGAAGGACGCGUUGUGGUUGCCAGUUCCAGUGGCCAAAUCAACACACUGAUGGAUGCUGACUACUUCGGUGAAAACUGGCUCAAGUUGGAGCCUGGUUCACCCAGUAAACAAACCAUUACAGUUCAAGCCGACACGGAGUGCGGUGUUCUAUCCAGAAAAGACAUUGAAACUGUCCUUGGUGAUAUUCGAAGACUUGGACAACCGGCACACUUGUCUAAUCCAAGCUUGAAAAACAAUAUUCGAUACAAGGACCUUGUCAAGUUCCGCAUUCUUGGUGUAGGUACCUUUGGUAAAGUCUGGCUCGUUAGCCACAAAAGAACGGGUGUUCCGUAUGCUCUGAAACAACUGAGUAAACGAGAAAUCAUUGGCCAUCACCAAGUUGAAGGUGUCAUUCGAGAGAAGAACAUCAUGGCCUCUAUCGAUCACCCCUUUGUUGUUAACCUGGUUGCUACAUUUCAAGACGAGCGCCACCUUUUUAUGCUGAUCGAACUGGUGCAAGGAGGAGAGCUGUUCUCUGUUAUUCACACGGAAACCAGAGAUGGUAUUCCCAAUGGUAACUCUCGUUUCUACGCUGCUUGUAUCUUGGAAUCUUUGAGUCACUUGCACUACAGAGGAAUCUGUUAUCGUGAUCUAAAGCCAGAAAACAUUUUGAUUGAUUCCAAGGGAUACUGUGUGCUCGUCGAUCUUGGUUUCGCCAAGGUUGUCACGGACAAGACCUACACACUGUGCGGAACUCCCGAAUACUUGGCACCCGAAAUUAUUUUGUCAAAGGGUCACGACAAGGGUGUUGACUACUGGGCCUUUGGUGUGUUGAUCUACGAAAUGCUUGUAGGUCGCUCACCUUUCUACUCGUAUGGAACUGACCAAGUCAGUCUCUUCAAGCGAAUCGUUCAAGUUAAGUAUUCAUUCCCUCCCGGUGGAAUGGUGAGCGAACCCGCCCAAGAUUUGAUCCAGCGUUUGAUUGUGCGUCGCCAAGCCAACCGUUUCGGAUGUCUUGCACGUGGAGACAUGGAUGUUCGCGACCACUACUGGUUCAAUGUCAUUGAUGUCGAAAAGCUAUUGGUAAAACACAUUCCCGCUCCUUGGGUACCCCGCAUCAAGGAUCCAUUGGAUGCUUCACAUUUUGAUUCUUACAGGCACAUGGAGAAUGAGCCACCGUCCAAUAAACCACACCUAUCAGCGGCACAACAGGCUCAGUUCACUGAGUUUUAA